AUGAAGACGAAAAAUGAUAGAAAAACGAACAUUGAACAGGUUAUGAGUGAUUAUUUAAUUUCGUUAAGUCAUCUAUACAAAGAUAAAAAUAUGAAUGCGGUAAAUUUAAAUGAAAAUAAUGAAAAAAAAAUAUGGAAACCAAAUAAUUUUAAAAUGGAAUUAAUAAAAAAAGAUGUAUUUAUAACAAAAAAGGAUGAUAGUAAUGAUUUAUUAGAUCUGGAAAAAAGUAUACUUACAUAUUAUGAAGAAAUAAUGAAUUGUAUUUUUACAGAUAAAGAAAAAGAUAUUUAUACACAUAUUAAAAGAAUAAUAAAAAAUGAAAAAAAUUACUCAGAUAUAGAAUCUAAUGAAUAUUUAUAUUGUUACUUAUUUAUUUUAGCAAUAAAAAAAAUGUUUCAUGACUUACUUUUAGAGAAAAAAAUGGAACAAAAUUUGAAAAUACAUAAAAGUACAAAAAUAACAGGAGAAAAUGAAAUGUUUUAUCAUCAAAUAGAUAAAAAUAUUAACAAUAAUAAUAAUAAUAAUAAUAAUAAUAAUAAGAUAAGUAAUAAUAGUAAUAAUAAUAAUAAUUCUACCACUUCUGGUAAUAAUAAUAAUUCUACUACUGCUGAUAAUAAUAAUAAUUCUACCACUUCUGGUAAUAAUAAUAAUUCUACCACUGCUGAUAAUAAUAAUAAUUCUACCACUUUUGGUAAUAAUAUAAUAGAAAAUUCAACGACAGAAUGUGAAAUAGAUAAAAAUAACAUACAUCUAUAUAAUGUAGCUAUAAAUAAUGUUGAUAAGAAUAAUGUAAAUAAUAAUGAAAAAUUUAUAAGAAAAAAAGAUAAAAAUGUAGUUGAAGAUAAUUAUGAUAAUAAAAAUUAUUUUGCAUUAAUAUUUGACAAAUUGAAAAAUAACAAAUCUUAUUGGUUAAUACCUCUUAGUGUUGUUUCCUGUAUUUAUAUAUAUUAUAAAAUGAGAACUAAAGUUUCUUCUUUGUUUUAUAAUUAUUACAAUAAUAUAUCAAAAUAUUUUUCUAACUUAUUUAUAUGUAAUAAUGAAAAAGUGAUAUUUAAAGAAUAUAGUCAUUUUUUCAAUAAUAUAAAUAAACAUAAUAUAAAAAGAAUAAUUUUUAAUCCAACCAAUAACACAUUUAGCUACCUACUAAAUAAUAAAAUAUCUAAAAAUACUAACCUAAUUGGGAAUAAUGGAAUAAAUAAUAAUGGAGAAAAUAAUAAUAUAUUUGCAAUAUAUUAUAAUGAUUAUAUAAUGAAAUAUCUGUUGAAAAAUAAAUUUUAUGAAAAUAUAGAAAUAAUAUUAGAUGAAAAAGUGUUAAAAUUACCAUUUUUUGAAACAGUUAAAAGAAAUUUAUUUGAUAUAGUAACUUAUUCUUUCUCUAUAUUAACAUUCUAUUAUAUUUAUGAAAAAAAUAUUUCUACUUUAAAAGUGGAUUAUUCGUUUGAAAAAAAGGAAAAAAUAGAAGCACUUAAUGAAAUUAUUUUAAAUGAUGAAACAAAAAAAGAAAUUAAAUCUAUACUAUUCUUUUUAUUAUAUCCUAAAAUUUUUGAAGAUUCAAUAAUUUGUAACACAAUUUUACUUUGUGGAGAAACAGGAACUGGAAAAAGUCUACUUGCAAAAACGAUUGCAAAAGAGUUAAAUUUUGAUUUUUUACAUUUAUCUGGUUCAAGUUUUAUAGAAUUAUAUAUAGGAAAUGGUGCAUCUAAAAUUAGAAAUUUAUUUAAAAAAGCAAAAAAAAAAAAAAAAUGCAUUGUUAUAUUUAUUGAUGAAAUAGAUAGUGUUGGGUUAAGUAGAAAUAUGAAUGAUGUUUGUAAUCAAAAUCAGGAAUAUACUCAAACGUUGAAUCAGUUACUUAUAGAAAUAGAUUCAUUACAUGAAUAUAACAAUUUGCAGUUAUUAUAUGAAAAUAACAAGAGAAAUAACAUAUUUAAUACUUUAAAAAAAUUAUUUUUAGAAAAGGUAAGUAAUGAAAACGAAAAUAACUUGAAUGAAAAAGAUGCUUAUGAGAUAUUUCAAUAUUAUGUAAAUAAUAAUUUAAGUUUGAUGGAAGUAGAAGAAAUAUUUAAUUUAAAAAAAUAUAGAAGAGAAAGUUUUAUUUUAUUUAUUGGUGCAACUAAUAGAUACAAAAUGUUAGAUACUGCAUUAGUUCGAUCAAAACGAUUUGAUAAAAUUAUAUAUUUUCAUCUUCCUAACUUUUUUACAAGGAAAAGAUUAUUUGAGUUUUAUAUAGAGAAAUACACUAAAAAGAGAAAUAAUAAAAUAAAUAAUAAUAAAAUAUAUAAUAAUAGUAUUGAAAAUAAUAGAAUAAAUAACUAUAAUUUAUUUAAAUACAGAUUGAAUAACAACUUUAGUUCUAUUCAUUUUAGCAACAAUCAAAAAUAUAAAAAUUUAUUUAAAUUAACUGAUAAAAUAGAAGAUUAUCCAAGUUAUAUUGAUACAUUUACUUUAUCAAUAUUAACAUUCAUGUUUAACUGUGCAGAUAUAGACCAAUUAAUAUAUUCUUCACGUUUAAAUAUUUUAACAAAAAAUAAUUUUAAUAAAAUAUAUAGCAUUAAUAAUAUAAUUAUGGAAAAUGUGAAUACUUUAUUACAUAAAAAAUUUUCUUAUGAUAACCAUUUAGAAAAAAUAUUUUAUCAAACAAAUUAUGAUGAUUUAAAUUCAUCAUUUACAAAAUUAUAUAAUUUUUCUGAUGUUGAUUAUGAUAAUUAUCUCAGUAAAUUUUUAAAUUAUUGUAAUAAUGCAUUAGAGAAAAAAAUUCAUGAAGAUAAGGAACUUACUUUUGAUGAUUUUUUAUUUUUUUAUGAUUUUAAACAAAUGAAAAUAAAAUUAUGGGAAGAUAAUAUAAACAUUUUACAAAAUAAUUUAUGUAUGAAUAAUAGUUAUGCUCAUCAAAAUAAAGAAUAUCAGCUCUGCUUACUAUGGAAAGCAAUCGAAUCUUUUUUUAUAAAUUUAUAUAUAAAUUAUAAAAAUGUAAAUUAA
This is a messenger RNA of Plasmodium gallinaceum, 2976 nucleotides long. Its product is annotated as AAA family ATPase, putative. Gene Ontology annotation, molecular function: ATP hydrolysis activity; ATP-dependent peptidase activity; ATP binding. The transcript has a single exon. The record is from RefSeq and is a predicted model, not a curated record. Gene Ontology annotation, cellular component: chloroplast thylakoid. Bases 1 to 2976 code for a protein of 991 amino acids. NCBI's taxonomy places the organism in Eukaryota, Apicomplexa, Aconoidasida, Haemosporida, Plasmodiidae. Gene Ontology annotation, biological process: proteolysis.